GCAGCGGGGCUGUGUUGUGGUGUGUUUGAGAGAGAGAGAGAGAGAGAGAGAGAGAGAGGUUCAGGCUUGAGAUCCAAGGAAAAUGUCAGGAAGAGGGAAGGGUGGGAAGGGUUUGGGAAAGGGAGGAGCAAAGAGGCACAGGAAAGUUCUGAGGGAUAACAUCCAGGGCAUAACGAAGCCCGCGAUUCGUCGCCUGGCGAGGCGUGGCGGCGUAAAGCGUAUCAGUGGCCUCAUCUACGAGGAGACCCGAGGGGUCCUUAAGAUCUUCUUGGAGAACGUCAUUCGCGACGCCGUCACCUACACUGAGCAUGCUCGUCGCAAGACCGUUACCGCCAUGGAUGUUGUUUAUGCUCUUAAGAGGCAGGGCAGAACACUAUAUGGGUUUGGUGGGUAGGGAAUGAAUUUGGGUCUUAAACGUGUUUAUGGUAAAUUGAUUAUGUUGCAUUAUGUUAUGUCAUGUCAAGUAGUUAAUAUGGUUUUUUGUUUUUUUGGUUUUCAUCUCCAAAUGAUCCUUUUGUUUUUGUAGCAAUUGUGAAUAUAAUGAAGGAAAGAAUUAUUUCGAUUUUCA
Malania oleifera is the source of this 568-nucleotide messenger RNA. Its product is annotated as histone H4. NCBI's taxonomy places the organism in Eukaryota, Viridiplantae, Streptophyta, Magnoliopsida, Santalales, Ximeniaceae. The record is from RefSeq and is a predicted model, not a curated record. Gene Ontology annotation, molecular function: protein heterodimerization activity; DNA binding; structural constituent of chromatin. Bases 83 to 394 code for a protein of 103 amino acids. Gene Ontology annotation, biological process: nucleosome assembly. Gene Ontology annotation, cellular component: nucleosome. The transcript has a single exon.